UCAGAGCUUAAGUCUUUAGCUACUAAAGGCAAAAGUGUAACAGAAAUGCUCCCAAAUAAUUUGAGAUUUAAUGUACCAAUUUAUGUUAUUGAUCAAAAAUUACACAUGAAAAUGUAAAGUAAACUGUCUCCUUUUAUAAUUUUCACUUCUGUUUACACAAGCUUUUAUUAGUUUUCAAAGUAAAUCACUUGUCCCUGUUCCUUGCCGUGUAAUGUAACCAAGAAUUUUGGACUCCUGAUUUCUUCACACUCACUUAACUUUUAUCAAUUUUAUUAUAAAAAUAAGUGAAAAUAAUAUAUAAGAAAAGCAUAAUAUAAAAAAUUAAAAAUAAAACCAAUUUUCUUUUUGACCUUUGCUUUUGGAAUAUUCAAAAUUUUAUACACUUUAGUUGCUUUAUUAUAAACUUCACAUUAGUUUAGUUGGGUCAGCUGUCAUUCUGCUCUAUUCUGUUUACCUAUGUUAUCACGAACACUUCUGUCUCUCUCCUUGGUUUGUUUACUUAUUAUUUCAUCUUCAGGUUAAACUGUGGUUUCUACUACUUUAAAUCUUUUCAUUCAAUAUCAUUAUAGUGUUUAUUUUUCUUUGACACAGGCUAGGCUUGGUGAAUGUAAAAAUAGUGAAUACAACUGAUAUUUUAUUGAAACCUUAUAUGAUAAAUAAAAGUUGAAGUAGAAAAGAAGUAUAGGAAACAUUUUAAGAAACACUAAAAAUACACUGACAUUGGUUAUAAAAGUGUGUGGGUGAUUUAAAGACAGAAAGAUUUUUGCAUAUAAUGUCUCUAUAACUAACUAAUUAGUAAUAGCCUCAUUUCUCAAAAUAGUUAGAAAAUUAAAAAUCAAUCCUAAAAACAAGAGUCAUAUGCCCAAAGUAUUAUUGUUUUUACUUGCUCUAAAUAUUAUUGAUGAAAUAUUUAAAGCUAUAUAUUUCAUAGGUUUUCUACAACCUGUUACAUCUAUUUUAGUUAUGAUAAACCUGGCAUCUUAUUAAAAAUGCCCUAACAACUAAAAUCACUAAUAAGUAUUUUUCAUUGAUGCUCUGCCCCAAGUUCUUAAGGAUAUAUACGUAUUGAUUGACCUGUUAACAUUAAAAAUGAUAAACACAAUCUAGGCAACUUUUAAAAAGAUCAGAGGCAAUAUAUUCCUGUAAAUGUAUGCUAACCCUGAGAGUCAAUUUUCCACUUGGUUUCUAAGCUAUACAAAUGUUAUUCAAUACCUCCUAAAAGAUUCUGAUCCUAAAGUUCAAUCUCCCAGCUAACUCAUUUGCAUGGUAGGUAUUUUGAAUGCUGCUGGAGAGGAGGGGACUUCCAAAGUCAGUCACUUCACUCAGCUGCUGCUUCAGAAGCAGACAAGUAUGAACUACAGUCAGGUGUUAAUGCUCCACAUCCCAGAAGACAGUGCUGCCCUGAGAGUUUACAAGUCCAUACUAUUUAUCCUCUAAAACACAUGCUCACAGUCAGUUUUCUGGUUUAGUCAUCCUUUACCAGAAAGAUAUAUAGUAUUUAGUAGCAAAAAAAAAAAAAAGAAUUAUCAAAUAUAUUUCUGUUAAAUGAUAUAUUUUGGUAUUGGGGAAUUUGACAUAAGGCAUAGAGAGCGAUGUGCAGCUGCCAUGCAGAGUAAUUCCACUCAGGAGCCUGGAACAUCAUAGUUCAUAGGCAUGGCUAAAGACCAUGUUUAACCUUGAGAGAAAGCCCUGCUGCAUGCAGAAUUUGCAGAAUGCUUUCUCUCUUUAUGUCAGAAACCUACUUCCUGAAACAGUUAGAUCUUAGCAAAGAAAAAGUGUGAUCCAAAGGCAAACGUACAAGAGAAAAAGCUAGAGACUCUCAAUGUGCUACUGCCAUUAUUUAGAAGAGGAUAAGAUAAUUGUGCUUUGGGAGUGAUGGAAAAGGCAGCUCAAACCACGAAAGAGUGUUUUGAAAAGACUUCGCCUGGUGUCGCUGACAUAGAGUUGAAUUUCAGUUCUUAUUACUAUGUAUUUCUAAGAAGUAUUUUAAAGCAGUAGAGCACUGGGCCCUUGAGGAUCACAGAUCAAUGUGGUAGAUGUGAAAAACAAAGCAAAACUGCUUUUGUUCCAGUCUGACACUGACUUCUAGGGUUACAUAGGGCUUUAGAGCUGCUCACUGAAUUAAACAUUUUAAAACAUGCUCUGAUAGAACUAACAGAACAGAUUACUUUGAUUUUGAAGCUUUAAAAGGGCUAUAGGGAAACCUAUUCCAAAUUUUAAUUGUGUCUCUGUUUCUGUCUUAAUUUUAUUAUUUAAAGAGUUACUUUCUUCAGGCAAUUUGAAGAGAACACAGGAAAUAAGUAGAAAUGUGGUUUUCUUCAAAUUAUCUCAACUUUUAUGUAUUUAGAUUUAAUGUGAUAUAUUAAACAAUCUGGAUAUUCUUAGGAUGUUUGUUAAAAAUAGAGGCUAAAAUGUGUACACAUGUUGACAUUCUCUUAUUUUUACUGUAUAUAUGUAGCAGUUGCUAUCUAACUGUCACUCCAUAAAAAGAAAUCAUGAAUCACAUUAGGUAGAAUAUGCAUAUUACCCUUUUUAUUUUUAUAAUUUUUCAGUUUUAUUGUUAAGUAUUUCCUAAUCUCAUGAGAUUUUGAGAAGGAUUUUUUUUUUCAAGAUUCAAGGUAACUGAAUCUCAAGGUAACUGGGCUAAAGCCAGAAAUGUUUCAGAAAUGUGUAUAAAAUUUAGCAUUUGAGUUCUCAAUGACUCUUGUCUACACAGUAGAGUGCAGGACUUAAUGAGAUACUGACACCAGUGGAAGCUGUGUGUGGGAUAUCUAAUGUCACAUGAUCAUUGUCUAUCUUUCUUCUGACAUGAUCUCUCUGAGAGUCAAACAUAUCAGCAAGUACGUCCUAGAGUCAAAGCAGAGGUGAAAGGUCUGCAGAACCAGGACAUUGUAGCGGUAUUCCUGACCAAGCUAUUUCUCCAGCUGGUGAAAUCCCAAGGCACAGAUGCAGACUUCAAAAGUGAGUGAAGACAGACUGGUAUAUGCAAAGCUGAAAUUACCCUAUUCAAGGAAACAGGACAAAAGACAUCCAGUGGGUAAAAGGAGAGAAUUUCCAUGGCAUAUGGUUGCAUUAAUCCUAGGAGUUAUAUGUUUUUUCCUCCUGCUGGCAAUCACAGUCUUAGGAUCUAUGUUUUUUCAGAGGUGUUCUGGACACACAAUGCAAGAUAUGAAGGACACAAAAGAAAAAAAUGUUUCCUUUGUAGAAGUUGAAGAUCACUCAAUUUUACCACCUAUCAUAGAUAAAGACUAUGACUCAUUUCAAGAAAAUUGGUACUGCUGUGGAAAAAGCUGUUACUAUUUUUCAAAAGAAGAGAAAACUUGGGAGAGGAGUAAGAAGUCAUGCCAAGGCCUACAUUCUAGUCUCAUUAAGAUUGAUAAUAAAGAGGAGCAGCGCUUCAUUCAAUCAAAAAUAAAAUACAAUUAUUGGAUUGGAUUAUUUAAAGCAGGAGCUAAGUACCCCUGGCAAUGGCUGGAUGGCACACAUCUAUCUCAGAGGGUGAAUUUCCAACAGAGUUUGCUGGAUGUAAAAUGCGGACAUCUCAAGUCAUCAACUAUUUUUACUGCUGAUUGUAGUAAACAGUUUCUUUACAUUUGUGAAAAGGAGUUCACUGUCCCUUAAAAUAAUUACUAUCAUAGAAGUUGUAAUAUUUUCAUUCUUUAACAGCUACUAGGGGGAAAGCUUAGAGUAUUUACUCAAAUUAGUCCUUUAUGCAUGAUUUAUUAAGGGUUUUCAAACCUUCCUCAGCAAGGUUAAAACACAAAGGUUUUAGGAAAUUACAUAUCCAAAAAAAUAAAUGUAUUGUUUUGGAAUUCAAGAACUAUUAAAUCAGAGAAAGUCAAAUACAUUGAUUUUGAUUGAGUAAAAGAUUCUACAUUAAA
Canis lupus familiaris (dog) is the source of this 3881-nucleotide messenger RNA. Its product is annotated as C-type lectin domain family 9 member A-like. The record is from RefSeq and is a predicted model, not a curated record. Lineage: Eukaryota; Metazoa; Chordata; Mammalia; Carnivora; Canidae. Bases 2947 to 3621 code for a protein of 224 amino acids. The transcript has 7 exons.